Molecule: messenger RNA, 1119 nt
Organism: Eimeria necatrix
Lineage: Eukaryota; Apicomplexa; Conoidasida; Eucoccidiorida; Eimeriidae
Exons: 1
Source: RefSeq, a predicted model, not a curated record
AUGGGGCCCUUCUGGGGGCUGCAGCAGCUGCGCAAGGCGCGCAAGGCGCUGCUGGGGAGGCUGCGCUAUUUGCUGCUGCCUCUGCUGCAGCUGCGGCGGCCCGUGCUGCACCCGCAGCAGCAGCAGCAGCAGCAGCAGCAGCAGUUGCUGCUCAAGCAGCGGCCGCCGCCUUCGCCCGCGGCGCCGCAGCAGCACGCGGAGAGCAGCAGCAGCAGCGGCUCCGACGGCGACCUGCGCCGCAGCAGCCCCACCCCCAGCAGCAGCAGCAGCAGCAGCAGCAGCAGCAGGAGGCUGUGGGGCGCGGGGCUGUGCCUGCGAGCUGCUGCUGCAUGCACUGACAUCUGCUGCUCCUGCUGCUUCUUCUUUUUUUCCCGCUGCGACAAGCUGCUGCGGCUGCUGGGCUUUGUGCUGCCUUGGGUUGGUUUGCUGCUGAUUGCCUUUUGCUGCUACGUGUACUUUUUGCUGCUGCUGCCUCUGUGGAACGGGCCGGCGCCGGCGGCGGCCUCCCCCCUGCUGCUGCAGCUGCAGCAGCAGCAGCAGCAGCAGCAGCAGCAGCAGCAGCAGCAGCGAGGCUGGCAGCACCUGCUGCUCUCCUGGCUCUGCCCCCAAGCUGCUGUUGCUCUCUGGCUUAUUUGCUGCACUCUUUACUGCUACUUCAAAAGCAUUUUUGUGUCUCCUGGCCGCCCCCCAGCAGCAGCAGCAGGAGUUUUGUCGCAGCAGCAAGUUGCUGCCUUUGCUGCUCUCUCCCACAUGUUUUGCGGCACCCCUCUGCUGCCUCCCCCCGAUGCUGCUGCUGCUGCUGCUGCUGCUGCGGGUGCAGCUGCUGCUGACGCAGCGGCGGAGCCCGCGGAUGUGGAGCUGCCCUCUGCACACUCUCCUGCUGCUGCUGCUGCUGCUGCUGCUGCUGCUGCUGCUGCUUCCGAAGCAGCCUCGUGCGCAGAGGCAGCGGCCGCGGUAGUGGCAGCAGAGGCAGCAGCAAAGCCAGCAGCAGCCGCAGGAGCAGCAGCAGCAGCAAGCGCCGAGCCGGCCGCAGCAGCAGCCAAAGGGCCACCUGCUGCUGCUGCCUCUGACCCCGCCCCCACCCCCCCCUGGCAGCAGCAGCAGCAGCAGCAGCAGCAG